ACCACAAGUGCCCCCAAUAAUACGACCUGUCCUGCAAACGAAGAGUUCAAAGAGUGUGGCACGGCAUGCGAACCGUCAUGUCGCAAUCCCAAGCCGGAAAUCUGCACUGAACAAUGCGUCCGAGGAUGUCAAUGUAAAUCGGGAUUCUAUCGUAACGAUGAAAAUGUCUGCGUGUCUAACUGCUCUGGAGGCCUCACUUUGACAGGAGGAGGUGGCUGUGGUGUGAACGAGGAGCGAAAACAGUGUGGCACCGCUUGCGAACCAACUUGCUCACAACCUAAUCCAACCAGUAUCAUUCGCACGUGCUCGAAGUCCCUUUGUUGCAAGCCUUUGCAUGACAGCAUUUCAGAUCCAGUCAGACCGUGCUCGGAGUUAAACUGCCCCAGGGGAACUCGCUGUGAAUUGGGCCGAGUGAUUUGUCCAUUUGUGCCGCCGUGCUUUACUCAACAAACUCGGUGCGUGCCUGCUGGGCCAGAUUCUUAUCGAACAUCACCAGCAGGUCCCCGUUGUUUUGCACAUUGUCGAACACCGCUUGUUAUAGCCUUAGCAUGCACUUCACCAGACACCCUUGUGAUUUCAGAAGCCUACGAUCCAUGUGCUGCCACCACUUGUCCGGUUGGGUCCGAAUGUCGAGUAAGACAAGUUGUGUGCGUCAGAGCGCCAUGUAACCCAGUAGCAGAAUGUGUUCCACAAUCACAAGACAAGCGAUGUGGACAGUUUGAAAGCUACAGAAGCUGCGCAAGCAAUUGUGAACCCAGCUGCGCCGACAGAAAUCCCACAUGCAUUCUGUCAUGCGCACCAGCCCGAUGCCAAUGUACUAUCGGAUUCUACCGUAACUCCAACGGGAGUUGUGUAACAGCAGCCGAUUGUGACGGUAAUACGAACCCAUACUAA
Molecule: messenger RNA, 894 nt
Organism: Ostertagia ostertagi
Lineage: Eukaryota; Metazoa; Nematoda; Chromadorea; Rhabditida; Trichostrongylidae
Source: the annotation of a GenBank genome assembly